This is a messenger RNA of Orycteropus afer afer, 1983 nucleotides long. RefSeq names its product keratin 2 (gene KRT2). Lineage: Eukaryota; Metazoa; Chordata; Mammalia; Tubulidentata; Orycteropodidae. Gene Ontology annotation, cellular component: keratin filament. Gene Ontology annotation, molecular function: structural constituent of skin epidermis. The record is from RefSeq and is a predicted model, not a curated record. Gene Ontology annotation, biological process: intermediate filament organization; keratinization. Bases 1 to 1983 code for a protein of 660 amino acids. The transcript is spliced from 10 exons.
AUGAGUUGUCAGAUCUCAAGCAAGUCUCGUGGAAGAGGAGGAGGAGGUGGAGGAGGAUUCCGGGGUUUUAGCAGUGGUUCGGCUAUGGUCUCCAGUGGGAGCCGGAGAUCGGGCACCAGCUUCUCCUGCUUGAGCCGCCAUGGUGGUGGUGGAGGGGGCUUCGGUGGAGGCGGCUUUGGCAGCCGGAGUCUUGUUGGCCUUGGAGGAACCAAGAGCAUCUCCAUUAGUGUGGCUGGAGGAGGUGGAAGCUUUGGCUCCAGUGGUGGAUUUGGUGGCAGAGGAGGUGGCUUUGGAGGAGGCAGCAGCUUUGGAGGAGGCAGAGGCUUUGGAGGAGGCAGCGGCUUUGGAGGUGGUGGUUUUGGUGGAGGCAGCUUUGGCGGAGGCCGCUUUGGAGGUGGCGGUGGCUUUGGAGGCUUUGGGGGGCCUGGUGGUUUCGGGCCUGGAGGAUUCCCUGGUGGAGGCAUCCAUGAAGUCUCCAUCAACAAAAGUCUCCUGCAGCCUCUCAAUGUGAAAGUUGACCCAGAGAUUCAGAAUGUGAAGUCUCAGGAGCGGGAGCAGAUCAAAACACUCAACAACAAGUUUGCCUCAUUCAUUGACAAGGUACGCUUCCUGGAGCAGCAGAACCAGGUGCUGCAGACAAAAUGGGAGCUGCUGCAGCAAAUAGAUGUAGGCACUCACACAUCUAACCUGGAUCCCAUCUUCCAAGCCUACAUUGCCAAGCUGAAGACCUACGUGGAUGGGCUCUCUGCAGAAAGGGCAUCACAAGACUCUGAGCUGAACAACAUGCAGGAUCUUGUUGAGGAUUUUAAGAAGAAAUAUGAGGAUGAAAUCAACAAGCGCACAGCUGCUGAAAAUGAUUUUGUGACACUUAAAAAGGAUGUGGACAAUACUUACAUGAUCAAGGCGGAGCUGCAGGCCAAGGCGGAUGUACUGAAAGACAACUUGGUGUUCCUGAAAACCCUCUAUGAUGCUGAGCUGUCCCAGAUGCAGCAGAGUAUCACUGACACCAACGUCGUUCUGUCCAUGGACAACAACCGCAACGUGGACCUGGACAGCAUCAUUGCCGAGGUCCGGACCCAGUACGAGGAGAUCGCUCAGAAGAGCAAGGCCGAGGCCGAGGCUCUGUACCAUAGCAAGUAUGAAGAGCUCCAGGUGACUGCUGGGAAACAUGGAGACAGCCUGAAUGAGACUAAGAUGGAGAUCAGUGAGCUGAACCGCAUGAUCCAGAGACUGCAAGGGGAAAUUGCCCAUGUGAAGAAGCAGUGUAAGAGUGUGCAGGAUGCCAUCGCAGAAGCUGAGCAGAAGGGAGAACAUGCCAUCAAAGAUGCCCAGCAAAAGCUCUCAGACCUGGAGGAGGCGCUGCAGCAGGCUAAGGAGGAGCUAGCUCGGCUGCUGCGUGACUACCAGGAGCUCAUGAACGUCAAGCUGGCCCUGGAUGUGGAGAUCGCCACCUACCGCAAGCUGCUGGAGGGCGAGGAGUGCAGGAUGUCUGGAGACCUCAGCAGCAACGUGACUGUGUCUGUAACAAGCAGCACCAUUUCUUCAAACGCAUCAUCCAGGGCUGGCUAUGGAGGCCAUGGAUCUGGAGGAAGAGGGUCCAGUUCUGGAGGAGGAUACAGCUCUGGAAGUGGCAGUUACAGCUCUGGAGGCAGAGGGUCUAGCUCCAGAAGUGGCAGUGGAGGAGGCUAUGGCUCUGGUGGUGGCUCCAGAGGAGGUUCUGGCUCUGGAGGAGGAUACGGCUCUGGAGGUGGCUCCAGAGGGGGCUCUAGCUCUGGAGGAGGAUAUGGCUCCGGAAGUGGCUCUGGAGGAGGAUACGGUUCCGGAAGUGGCAGUGGAGGCAGCUAUGGCUCUGCUGGUGGCUCCAGAGGAGGCUCUAGCUCUGGAGGUGUAUCCAGAGGAGGCUCUGGCUCUGGAGGGGGAGGUUCUAGCUCUGAAAAGGGUGGUGAAAGUUGUGGUUCUGGUGUGACCUUCUCUUUCAGAUAA